CUCAUCUGUGGGGCCUUGGGUGAGUCUCUGCCCUUCUGGGCUGGGUGGUCAAGAGGGAAGACUACUGUCCUCUGAGCUGGCUCGGUGUGACCGUGAGUCAUGCCCAUGCUUCCCCGGAGCCUGCCCCUGCUGGCAUGCAGGCCUCAGGGAGGUGGGGGUGGGCACGGCCUCCGCGCCUCACAAUUCCCACUGCCGGAGCCUCUCAGCUUGCUGCCUCCCAGCCCGUGGAGGUGAAGGCCACAGCUGCUGGCUGGCCUGUGAGGGUCUCUCCCCUUCCCACUAUGUCGUGAAUUGUCCCUUGUCCUGGGGGCCAGCAGACCCUCUUGAGAACCUGGGGUGGCUCCUUGGGUCUCCCCCUACCCCCUCCCCACGGGCUGGGUGGGGGUGGGAAGGGGCGGGCGCAGCCAGCUGAGGAGCCCGAUGAUUUCCUGCCCUCACCCAGCGCUCACCACAGCUUCCUGCCACGGGCGGAGGGGAGGCGGGCGCCAGCGAGGGGCAGGUACGGCUGGGGUGGGGGGACCAAGCAGCAGGUGGCUGGAGCCCUGGACUCCAGCCCAGGCCCUGGCCUGACUGCCCUGGGACCAAGGGCUCCCAGAGCCAGUGCCGACCCCCACUCGGCCCAUCUAGGGAGGGGAUCCAGGGACCCCAAGGAAGGGCAGCUGCCUCCCUGUGGCACCCCAGCCUGCUGCCUCCCUGGCCCUUGCGCCCCACUGGGCCCAAUCCUCUCCCUGCUGUGGCUGUGCCCUUGAGGGGCCUGUGGGGUGCAGCCAGCCUGGUCCGAGCUCUGCCCGGCAGAUGGAGGGGGCCGUCCUGGUCCCCUGUGUGCUGGGCCUGCUGCUGCUGCCGCUCCUGGCCGUGGUGCUGCUAGCCCUGUGUGUGCGCUGCCGAGAGUUGCCAGACUCAUAUGACAGCGCCACCUCGGACGGUUUGUACCCAAGGAGCAUCCUGCUCAAACAGCCUUACAUGCCUGCUCCCCGGCCACCUGCCACCUCCUACCCGCCUGUCACCUCUUACCCACCCCUCAGCCAGCCGGACCUGGUCCCCAUCCCAAGAUCUCCACAGCCCCCUGGAGGAUCCCACCGGAUGCCAUCUUCUCGGCAGGAUUCAGAUGGCGCCAACAGCGUGGCGAGCUACGAGAACGAGGGGCAACCCCAUGAGGCUGAGGAUGAGAACGAAGAUGAGGACGACUACCACAGCAACGAGGGCUACCUGGUGGUGCUUCCUGACAGCACCCCGGCUGCCAGCACUGCUGCCGUGUCAGCUCCCACGCCCAGCAAGCCUGGCCUGCGCGACAGUGCCUUCUCCAUGGAGUCCAGUGAGGAUUACGUGAACGUCCCUGAGAGCGAGGAGAGCGCAGAGGCAUCUCUGGAUGGCAGCCGGGAGUACGUGAAUGUGUCCCAGGAGCUGCCGCCAGCGACCAGGACUGAGCCUGGGACCCUGAACUCCCAGGAGGUGGAGGAUGAGGAGGAAGAGGGAGCUCCAGAUUAUGAGAAUCUGCAAGAGCUUAACUGAGAUCUGUGCAAGGCCGUGUCUGUCCUGGAACCAGCCUUGCCUGGGAGGGCCGAGCUGGGCAGCUGGAAGUGGCUCUGGGGACCCCAUUUAGUGUCCUGCCCUGGCUCCAGCCUGACGAUGGUUUGAAAAUUUCCCCCUAACUUAUUGUCACUUUGGGGUGCAGUCUGUGUCCCCCCAGAAACUCUGCACCUUCUGACGCAGCCUGAGAAUGAACUACCCUGGCCCUAGCCCUAUUGUAAUAGAAUAAAAGCCAGCGUGGUCUGUACUGCUCUUGGCUUUGGGGAGCCCGUGGGUCAGACUGAGCCUGCGGAUCCGCGUGUGUCUGUGUUGAGUGUCUGCACUAGUCUGAUCCAUGGAGCAUGAGAUCUGUGUGUGUGUGUGUGUGUGUGUGUCUGUGUGUCUGUGUGUCUGUCUGUCUGUGUGUGUCCAUCCUCCACGGGGGCCCCCUGCUCCUGAUGGCCCUGGCAUGUGAGUGACAGCAGUCAGUGGCUGUGACACCUGAGUGAGGCCUUCUGACUCAGGCUGGCCCUGCUGGGGCUCAGAGUGCAUCUCCCCAUGAGACAGCCCAUGGGAAUGGCAGCCACUGGCUGUGACGAUGGUAGUGCCGGGUGCGGGGGAGCCCUGGGUGGGGAGUGGGUGUUACCAGCAACACCCUUCUCUGCUGGCCCUUGGUUUCUCCUUCCUUGGAUCAAGGGACUGGACCUGGUGACCUCAAAGGACUCUCUUUGUUCUUACCUUUUGUGGUUCUCAAUAAAAUAGAACUUAAAAAUUGCCUGAGUAAAAAAAUUAAUGUGCAGCACAGCACUUUCAGACUUUGAUGUGCAGGUGACUCACCUGUGGGUCUUGCUGCAUGGCAGGGGCUGACCCAGUAGGUCUGGGCUGGGGCCUGGGACUUUGCAGCUCGGAGGCGCUCCCAGGUGAUUCUGAUGCUGCCGAUGCAUAGAGCCCAUCUUGACUGGCGAGGGUGGUGGAUCCUGUCGUUUUCACUGGAUCCACUUCUUUCCCAGUCUCCUUCCAUGUGGUGAUGAAGAUUGGUGGUGAGCAUGUGACCCAGACUGGCCUAAGUGUGGGCAGGGCCCCACCUGAGCCGGGGAGGGGCAGCCCAGGGAUCUGGGUGGGGAGAAGCCCUUUUUGUUCCCAGCAGUUGUUAAGCUGGGAGGAGGCAGGUGCGAGAGUGACACCAGCGUGGAGGAGAGAAUGGCACGGGGCCAGAUUCCUGACGGUGUCAUUGACUCCUGGAUCUGGCCACAUCUGAAGCAAGACGCCUGCUCCCACAGACUUCCCAGUUACUUGGGCCAAUAAAUUACAAUUUUUUUUUCAACUGGGUUGAUUUGGGGUUUCUGUCACUACAACCAAAGUAGUUCCAGUUGAUGUGCAAAGUUGUUGGCGAUUCUCUGUGGACACAAAGUUAAGAAUAACAGCUUUUCCCUGUGGGGCACCUGGUGCCUGUCUGUGAUUAUCUUACUGAAUCGUCGGGCCUCCUAUUGUCAGUCAUUGUUAGUGUCCCCAUUUCACAGGUGCAGAUUAAAGGGAUAGGGAGAGCCCAGGCUACUCUGGUCCUGGCCUUGGUGGAUUGGGGUGGGACCUUCCCUGAGGCACUCAUUUAUGUGUCUUGGACUUAGAGAGGGGAUAUGGCUUUGCUUCCAUCAGUCAAAGGACAGAGCCAUCAAUGUGGUGGGACCUCUGGGACUGGAGCUGGGGGGUCUUAGCACAUUGGGGUGGUCAGCGGGCAGAAUCCCUACAGAUGGAAGCUGGGGAGCAGACAUAGGUGAGGCUCAGAGAGGCAAAGUGACUUGCCCAAAGGCACACAGUUUAAGAGGUAAAUCUGGAGUUAGAUCUGUGGCUGUCAGCCCCCAGGGUCACUGUCACGUUGACCAGUGGCCUCCUUGUCCUGGUUAUCGUACAAAGUACCAGCUGCCUUGAACAGGGAGUCUCAGAAGAGGUCCAAUUGCAGAAGACAGCACAGAGGAUCUGGGAAAGGGACCAACAGGUGAAGUUAAAUCCUUUUAUUUGGGAGCAACAAAAAUGCGUGGAAGCCCCUUUGUGCUGGGCUGAAGGACAAAGAAUAGUUUCAACCAAUCUAGCAACAUCUAGUAAAGCUAAAGAUCUGUGCAUGCCCCUCUAGCUAGCAAAUUCCUGCGUAUAAACCCUGACCCACUCUAGCACAUGGGCUAAAGAGGCAGGUACACGCAGGCUCAGGACAGCAUCAUAAUGGUUACAGCUGGAAACAACAGACAUCUGUGGCUGUAGAGUGGACAGACAGGCAGAGUACAGCCUCACGGCCGGUGUUCGCUGCAGACAGAACAAGUGAAGGGGCAAGGCCCAGCAACACAGGCGGAUGUCACAAGGUGGAGUGAGACAGCAAAGCGAGUCACAUGUAUAAAGUUAAAAUCAUGUACAAAUGAUACCAAUUGUUGAGGGAUAUGCAUUUACCUAAAAGCAUCAAGAUAGGUGUAGGAGUGAGGAGUACCAAAGUCAGGACAGUGGUCACCUGGGGAGGAG
Messenger RNA from Microcebus murinus (gray mouse lemur), 4014 nucleotides. The record is from RefSeq and is a predicted model, not a curated record. NCBI's taxonomy places the organism in Eukaryota, Metazoa, Chordata, Mammalia, Primates, Cheirogaleidae.